CAUCGAUUACGUGUCUCGUCCAUUUUCAGACGAAAGAGGGCCUUCUUUGUCUCAUCACCAUUUUGAGGUGCAUGUUGGUUGUAUUGGCAUUGCAACUGUAAAAAAAAAUGGAGAACGACACUGGGGCUAUAGUUGACUUGUACAUUCCGCGGAAAUGCUCCGCGAGUAACCGAAUCAUACAUGCUAAGGAUCAUGCAUCCAUACAGUUGACCCUGGCAGACGUUGAUCCGGAAACUGGUCGCAUGACUGAUUCCCACAAGAUGUAUGCUAUUUGUGGAGCCAUCCGUCGCAUGGGCGAAUCCGAUGAUUGUUUAGUACGACUAACAAAGAAGGAUGGCAUUCUACCCAAAAAUUUUUAAUUUAUGUAACCAGUUCGUAUUUUCAUUAAAUUAAGAAAAAAAUCUGUG
Molecule: messenger RNA, 407 nt
Organism: Dinoponera quadriceps
Lineage: Eukaryota; Metazoa; Arthropoda; Insecta; Hymenoptera; Formicidae
Gene: RpS21
Product: 40S ribosomal protein S21
Exons: 4
Coding region: 108-359 (83 amino acids)
Biological process (GO): endonucleolytic cleavage in ITS1 to separate SSU-rRNA from 5.8S rRNA and LSU-rRNA from tricistronic rRNA transcript (SSU-rRNA, 5.8S rRNA, LSU-rRNA); endonucleolytic cleavage to generate mature 3'-end of SSU-rRNA from (SSU-rRNA, 5.8S rRNA, LSU-rRNA); translation
Cellular component (GO): ribosome; cytosolic small ribosomal subunit
Molecular function (GO): structural constituent of ribosome
Source: RefSeq, a predicted model, not a curated record